AUGCCUCCCAAGCGAAUCUACGUCGAGAAGGCCUCCCGCCGGGCUCCCAAGGGCGUCCUCGCCUCCACUUAUGACGCUCUUACCUCCUCCGAGAACGCCGCUUUUGUCCGCAGCAUUGCCAUCUUUGGUGCUGCUGUGACAUUCCUCUCCAGCUCCUGGGGCGAGAUCCUCCUGCCUCCCCAGUAA
Molecule: messenger RNA, 186 nt
Organism: Fusarium falciforme
Lineage: Eukaryota; Fungi; Ascomycota; Sordariomycetes; Hypocreales; Nectriaceae
Exons: 3
Coding region: 1-186 (61 amino acids)
Source: RefSeq, a predicted model, not a curated record